Molecule: messenger RNA, 1713 nt
Organism: Schizosaccharomyces japonicus yFS275
Lineage: Eukaryota; Fungi; Ascomycota; Schizosaccharomycetes; Schizosaccharomycetales; Schizosaccharomycetaceae
Product: riboflavin kinase Fmn1
Exons: 1
Coding region: 52-585 (177 amino acids)
Biological process (GO): FMN biosynthetic process; riboflavin biosynthetic process
Molecular function (GO): zinc ion binding; riboflavin kinase activity
Source: RefSeq, a predicted model, not a curated record
CCAAAAGCCAACACGUACAGUCUCCUCCAACCAUAUUUCACUACCACUUUAAUGAGCAAUAAUCAGGUUCCCAAUCCACGACCCGAAAUCGUCGGCCCUCAAGAAGUGCAACCUCCGUAUCCGAUUUUCUUCCAAGGUGAAGUUGUUCAUGGAUUCGGGCGCGGUUCUCGAGAAAUGGGGAUUCCGACUGCCAAUAUCUUAGAAUCCGCAGUACAGGAGUUGUUAAAAGAGCGCGAGUCUGGUGUAUACUAUGGGUUUGCACAGGUCGCAGAUGGUGAGGUUUAUCCGAUGGUAAUGAGUGUCGGAUGGAAUCCUUAUUACAACAAUGAAAAGCGUACGGCAGAGAUACAUAUUAUGCAUUCUUUUCCUCAAGAUUUUUAUGGCCAGCAAGUUCGAGCGGCCGUAAUGGGUUACAUUCGCCCAGAGCUUGAUUAUGAGGGUAUUGACAAGCUAAUUGCAGACAUUCACUUUGAUAUAAAAGUGGCACACAACAGUUUGAGCCGUCCAGAUUACGAGCGAUACAAGCAUUCAAGCUUCUUUCAGAGCCCUUCAAAGUCACCCGCUAGGGCUGAAGAGCAGAAAUAAUCCCGUGCUCGGGUAGAAUGGCUCUUUUUUGAUUUUAAUGGAGGUAUUGAAAAAGACACAAAGCUUCGUACUUGCCAUCGAAACCCUCAAGUGCACUCUUGCUUUUUGGUCAAAGCCUCAUCUGUUCUGUAGCGUUUCAUUUUCUUUUUUUUUUGUAUUCCCUCAUUCGAUAGCAGUGCUCGACUCGUUCAUUGGACUUGCCUUCCAGAGACACACUCGUUUAUCGUAAAAGGAACAAGUCGCAAAAGUAUUAUCCUGCGACCGCCAGUCUCCUCCGUAGCACAUACUUUCGUGCUCAUCAAAAACUUGCGAGUGCAACUCGAUAUCUUCAAAGCCUGCUGGCACACGCAAGACUUGGGCUCCGCGAUGCAUAAGAAUACCCAAAAUGUCAUGACUUCGUGUAACACUGUCUGUAUACAUGUGCUCAAGUCGCCAAACACCGCCGCCCAAGUUUUUAUCAGCAAGAGGUAGGCACGCAGAGCGGACAUCUAGCGUAUGAAUAAUGUCACCAUACUCGCCAGUCAACAUGUAUGGACCAAAAGAUUGUCUCGAAAGAAUAGACACAACUCCGGUGGUAUGUACACGCCGGUUUUUCCACACGCUCAUACCUGGCAUUCGACGAUCGUAGCAGAUGAGAGCUGCGUCAUCUCCGCCGGAGUACAAAACGUUUGGUGACUUGUCGACGUCUCGGCUCCAAUGCACGGUCCAUGCCUCAAAUCCAUGUUCUGACCAUGGUUCACCACAGAGCUCGCCCGUCUCAGCAUCAACGAGCAGAACCUGUCCAGCAGAUGUUGACACUGCCAGUGUGUCGCCUUCCGGACUGAAGUCUAACGCGAGUAGCAGCACCGUUUCGUCAACAAGCUGAUCUACUCGAAGUGGCCGAAGACGUGACUCUUCGUGAUGCUCAUACACAGAAAUCUUUCCAGUGGAAUGGGCAACGAAUAACAGCGCUGGUUUUAUCGGUGACCUGAAUGCACGUUAGCUGAUAAGCGUUACGAUUGUUAAGAAAAGUGAGAGUAUGAAUACCAUUGUACAGUUUGAUAUUUGAAGUCCCUACACCCACCAUUCCCACAUACCAUUUAAAAUCUAAAAUUGCAUCACAUUCAGUUUCAAAUAUGCGAUUUCUUU